CAGCUGUCUGUUAGUCGCUGGGUUUAGUUUAUUAACAGCCUCAGUUAAUUACGAGUCGGGCUCAGUUCGUCGGAGCUCCACCUUGACGCCGCUCGGAGGAGACAGCCAGCCGACAGCGGACACGACAACAAUGAGAAAGGCGCAACUCUGCACAUUUUUUAGCGACGCAAGGACAGCGAGUGAGGCUUUUCAACAUUUAGCCUGUUAGCUAGCCGCAUCGCGCACAGUACAAACACACACACACACACACACACACACACACGCGCGCACACACAAGCCUUUUUUGUUCUCCUCUUGGACCCAGGGUUUCGCAAGAUAAUUUGUCACAAACAUUACACCCAGAGAAGGGACAAACACGGCGGUUGUUUGUGUGUACGUGCCCGGAAUAACCGCUGGUUGUCGGCGGCCGAGCCCCCCGGGCUGACCCCCGGUCGGCGGCUGAAGCAUGGCAGGAAACCCGAGGAGGGGCGCCGGUCUCAUCGGCUUGAUGAAGGACGCCUUUCAGCCCCACCAGCAGCCUCCCCAGCCUCACCAACCUGCCGUGGUCGACAAGAAAAUGGUGGAGAAAUGCUGGAAACUCAUGGAUAAGGUGGUGCGUUUGUGCCAAAACCCCAAGGUGGCGUUGAAGAACAGCCCUCCCUACAUUCUGGACCUGCUGCCAGACACUUACCAGCACCUCCGCACCAUCCUGUCCCGGUACGAGGGCAAGAUGGACAUCCUCGGGGAGAACGAAUACUUCCGUGUGGUGAUGGAGAACUUGACCAACAAGAUCAAGCAGACCAUGAGCCUGUUUAAGGAGGCCAAGGAGAGGAUGUACGAGGAGAACUCCCAGCCAAGACGAAACCUGACCAAGCUGUCUCUGAUCUUCAGCCACAUGCUGGCUGAGCUUAAAGCCAUCUUUCCCAACGGCCUUUUCCAGGGCGAUAACUUCAGGAUCACCAAAGCUGAUGCUGCUGAAUUCUGGAGACGGUCCUUUGGGGACAAGACCAUAGUGCCCUGGAGGACCUUUCGUCAGGCUCUCCAUGAGUUCCACCCCAUCAGCUCUGGGCUGGAGGCCAUGGCCCUGAAGUCGACCAUCGACCUCACCUGCAAUGACUACAUCUCUGUCUUUGAGUUUGACAUUUUCACCAGGCUCUUCCAGCCCUGGUCUUCUCUCCUAAGGAACUGGAAUAGUCUGGCAGUCACACACUCCGGCUACAUGGCCUUCCUCACCUAUGAUGAGGUGAAGGCCCGGCUGCACAGGUUCAUCCACAAGCCUGGCAGCUACAUCUUCAGGCUGAGCUGCACUCGGCUGGGCCAGUGGGCAAUCGGCUACGUGACAGCUGAUGGGAACAUCCUGCAGACCAUCCCCCAUAACAAACCACUCUUCCAAGCCCUCAUUGAUGGAUACAGAGAGGGAUUCUAUUUGUUCCCAGAUGGUCGUGCUCAGAACCCAGACCUGACAGGGUUGUGUGAACCCUCUCCACAGGACCACAUCAAAGUUACUCAGGAACAGUACGAGCUGUAUUGUGAGAUGGGCUCCACUUUCCAGCUUUGUAAGAUCUGUGCGGAGAACGACAAGGAUGUGAAGAUCGAGCCCUGCAGCCAUCUAAUGUGCACCUCCUGUCUGACUGCCUGGCAGGAGUCCGAGGGCCAGGGCUGCCCGUUUUGCCGCUGUGAGAUUAAAGGCACCGAGCCCAUUGUGGUGGACCCCUUCCACCCCAAGGCCAGUGGGGCCUCCUUUGCCGGCUUCCUUGGGCCCAGCAGAGCGGAGGCUGCUGGGAACGAGGAGGAGGAGGAUGAUCGCCUGGAGGACCAGCACCUAUUCAUGAGCAGGCUGGCCUGCACCAAGGUGGAACGCCCACCAUCUCCAGUGUCUCCCCUCCCUCCAGUGCCCCCCCGGCUUGACCUAAUGCAGCAGAGACCCCCCAGCUCCCACGGGACAUUGGGCCAGGGAGCCACAACCAAGAUGCCAGCCGCUCACAGAGACAAGCCUCUGCCGUUGCCCCCAGCCCUGAGAGAGCUGCCCCCUCCUCCACCUCCAGAGCGCCCCACCCUGGCCUGUCAGGACUCACGGGUCCAGAGGCGACCCCUGCCCUCCACCCCCGAUCAGACCUCCUGGGCCUCCAACUACAUGGUUCCACGGCCAGUAACCAAGGCCCCGUCCGCCCUGGCCUCCACCCCGCAGAGCAGUGGAACCAGCGCUGAGGCAGGGAAACCCCCAGCAGCCACCAACGCUGUUUACUGCAUGGCUGCAAGACCCCUUCCAGCUCCGGUCGUGUCGGGUGCUGAGAAGCUGUCAUCCGACUGCGAGGAGAAUGAGUACAUGAGUCCCACCUCCCUCCCGGCCUCCGGUGCUCACUGGGUCGUUUCAGGCUACGCGGUGCCUCCCCCUCCAGUGCAGGCCAGCCACCACAAUAACAUCAGCAAUGAGGCAGAUGAUGGUGACUGUGAGGACCCUCAGGUCUACGAGUCCAUGUGCAACAUUCAGGCCCAGGCGGGUACAGCAGAGGCAGCGCAGUCCUCAGACUCAGACCAUUCUCACCAGUCGGCUGUAGUGUCCCAGGACCAGAAUGAGUUGGAGGAUGUUUAUGAGUAUAACUACCCCAGACCUGUGGUUCCUCCAGCCCCCACCAGAAGAACCCUGUCAGACAUCAGUGGCACCUCAGCAGCCUUCAGCAGCCUGAGCAUGGAUGACCCCAUCGAGGCCUCCAUGUUUGCAGCAGGUCCAGAUCCUGACCGCCCUCCCAAGCCCCUCCCACGGCGAGCCAACUCUGACCGACGGCCUCGACCUGUUAACCCCGAAGGCGUCCCCAGUCCUUCCUCCACCAUGGGCCCCUCCUCUUCCUCCUCUGGCCCUGGCAGCCUGGCCAUGAGUGGGGAGAUUGAAUGUCUGAUGUCCCAGGGCUACUCCAUCCAGGACAUCCAGAAGGCCCUGAUGAUAGCCCAGAACAACCUGGAGACAGCCAAGAACAUCCUGCGCGAGUUCGUCUCCAUCCCCUCCACGGCACACAUUGCCACAUAGUCUUUACGGCCACGGCCAUUCUCUCCGCCUUGUCUCUCUCUACACAUUGUGCCAUUAUAAUGGAUAGCAUUUAUCAAAGCACUUUCCUGAAGGUCCAAAAGUACUUGCCAAAAGGUUGUACUUUGGCGAGCAAUGCCACAUUCACGUCAUAUUGGAAGAAGCCGAAAAAUGAGGUGAUGUUACUACAACACUUGAUGCGGUCCUGUGGUUAAGCUGGUAGAAGAUCCACAAUUGAAAUCAUUUUCAAGAGUGAAUAUGACAGAUUUUUUUUUGGACUGCCAGCAUUGGUGGAUUUGCUGCCAUGUUUGACACCAGUUCAUGAUGAGAUAUUGGCAAAAAUCCCAUAUCCUACUUGGCAAUGUCCACCAAAGGACUGAUGUCCUUUUUUUUUUUAUCUUCCCAUAUUUACGGUAUAAUCAAUAUGAUGUGAAUGCCGCAUAAGCAGACUGUUUUAAGGGAGAAUUGAAGCCUUUAAUGUGAGCUCCAUGUAGCCAAGCUUUGAGCCCGCGGUCGCUCUGUUGUACUUUGCUGAGGUCGACUAGUGCCGUGGCUGUUUCCUCAGUCUGAGUGCAUUCUUUUAUUAAGCUACGUGUUGAUGCUUUGGUGACUUAAAAUAAUAGAGGUGCGGAGUAAAGAAGCCUCAUGCUGAAAAAGGUACUGUCGAUUGGAUUUUAUGAUGUUCGUGUCUCAUUGCUGGCAGCCGUUCAGAUCCACGUUUAACUUGCUUCUUGGCACAUUUUGGUAUCGGAAUAUGUAGCUACACAAGCAAGUUAGGAAACCAUUGAUCGAUCCCGUGGUUUGUGCUCAUGCUGAUGAAUGUGAAUAAGUUGCAUUGCAUUGUUGCAGGGCUUUAUGUCAUACAUUUCACUGUAAAUCGUUCUAUAUAGAUGAAGUGAUGGUGUUUGACAGGUUUAACACAAUUCCCUGCAGCUCCCGGUUCAGUGAUGGUUCUAUAGUUAAAUAACAAACCUGAAUAAUGUGUAAGUACUCUCAUAACGUGCUGUGUCGUGUGUAGUGCUAACAAUGGCUGAACUGUCAGUUUCGUUUUUUGUUUUUCACAUUUUGUCAUUUAUUUUUGUAUAAUUUACUGCCACCAUUCAUAGUGCUUUGACAGAGAAGUCUGGUUUAUUCUGUGAAUAGCUUCUAUAUAUUAUGUUAUAGUUUCUUACUAAAGAAUGAAAGGACUUAAACCUGUCCCUUUUUUUAGAUUUAUUCUCUCUGGGAAUCCAUGUGUGUGUAAUUUAUUUUGGAAUAGCAUUGCAUUUGUCCCUGGGGAAAAAAAAACACAGCUUCUCUGGGUUAUUAUUGAGGAAUGAUUCAAGGUAUUACUUUGAGCUCAAAACCAACAAUAACACAAGGUUGCAUCUUGUUGUGUGCUCUCAGGUAGUCAGAGAUACUAAAGACUGCGCUAUGUGCAGUAAUAAGCCAAGGUUGCAUGUAAGGAGUCAACAGAUGUUAGAGGAAUACCAGCUGCACUGGGGGCGCAGGACAGGUGUUUGGUGUAUGAGACAGUGUGUGUAUUUCACUCAAAAAGGACCCUUCCAGCAUGAUGUUUUUUCUGCUCAUUUUUUGUUUUCUUUGCAUUCAAUUUUUUGUCUACGUUUACAUGCAGGCACCACAGCUGUCAAUAGUUUUUAAUCAGUUUUUCCAAACCCGUCAGGUUCAUUAGCUCUCAUUCAGUUCUAACCUGCAUAGACUCUAAACCAGAGAUAGUUUAUAAAGGGAGAUAUCCCACCCUCAAGAACAUGUGAGGCCACCCACAGCGGGAAACAGAGAGCACAAAAACUGAGCCAAACAGAGUCAGAUGUGCUUAGAGGAAUGAAAUGUGGAGACAUUUAAGGAAAAAAAAAGCUUUUCGCCUCUGAUUCUGUAACCAGUCAACACCACACAGCCUCAAUGUUAGUGGAAAUCUGGUCUUUGUGGAUUUCUGGUCUUCAUUGUAAAUAUUUAUCUGUGUAACAAUGACAGUAAUAUCCCAGUUACUGUUCAAUAUUUGGGAUUAAAAAAUAGUGAUCUUUGCAUAGCAUUUAGCCCUAUUGACUGCUGUGUAUUCUGUUCCAUUUAGCAAAUGCUCAACGUCGCCCCCGAAGGCCCACAGACUGUACUGUAUUUUUUUCUGUCACAGCAGUCACUGCCUAUGGUAUGGCCUUUUCUCUCUUAAAGCUUUGGCGGAAUCGUCGCUGUGAGAGACGGAGCAGUGGCCUUGCAGCAGAACACUAAUAUCAGGCAGAGAGCUAAUAUUUAAGGAGUGCAAGCAGGAACACUACGAGCCACGCCGAGACAGGACUUUGUGUGCUUGCAAACAGUUUCCCAUUCAUCACAUCUCUCAGCCACAUCUCUGUGGUGAUGCUAGGAUGCCACAGUGCUCUCGAGUCAGCAUACAAAGCAUGUGAAAUGAAAAAGAUCUCACAACUGGAUUUUACACUUACAGCUUCGGUUUGCAACCCUCUUAACUGGGAGAAACUCUCAUAAAACAACUAAAACUGUAUCACUAACUGAUAAACUCACUAUUAAAUCAUUCACACGGAUGUUAAACAGUAAGGGAGUAGAAGAUUUUUUUUUUUUAAUCAUGCUGGAAUGGUCUUUAAAUUUGGACUCAUCACUUCCUGUGCAGAGAAGAUGUGCCACCAGUGAUCCCAUUUACACCAGGCUUGAAUUUGCCUAAAUAAGCUGAAUUUACGGUGUCUUCAUUAGUGGUGAUGGGUUAAUAAGAAAAAAAAAUCUUCCCUAGUGCAGCUUUAAUCCCCCCUCCUCCUCAGAAAAAGGCAUUAUAACACAAAGGAGCAUUUCUUUUUGUAUUACCUGAUGUUUUUGAUCCAUACAGAGAAGAAUCCUGGCGGUCCCUUGACUUUGUUUUCACUUGAUCUCAACGGUACUCUUUGAACUUUGUAUUAUACGCAGUGUAUUGACUGUAAUUCCUUUACCAUGAAAGUGCCACUCCAUGCGAGAACAGACUUGAAGCCGACAGACCCGGCAUGUCGUGUCGAAUUCCUGCUGGAGGCCGCUCUGUCGCACAUCAUUACUGUUCAGGACCCCUCAGAAAUGCUUCGGUCACUUGUAGGACAGCUGGUGGUGUUCGACAGGAUCCAUCGUUAGAGUCUACAUACAGUAUGAUAUAAUCAUUGUUAACCUAGCCUUUUAAAAAAAAAAUUAACUUGCCUACUAAAAAAAAGCUUUAUUUCAUUACCUUGUUAUUGCAUGUGUAAAUAAGAUUUUAUUUAUUGUUUUUAGUUGUUUUGUUUUUUUUAUCCUCAGCGUUCAUUGUGUUGCCAUGUUUUCAUGCCUAAGCCAUAAAGAUUUUCAAUUAAACAGUAUUUUCUUUAACAUUUGA
This is a messenger RNA of Myripristis murdjan (pinecone soldierfish), 6335 nucleotides long. Its product is annotated as E3 ubiquitin-protein ligase CBL-like. Gene Ontology annotation, molecular function: calcium ion binding; ubiquitin protein ligase activity; SH3 domain binding. The transcript is spliced from 15 exons. The record is from RefSeq and is a predicted model, not a curated record. Gene Ontology annotation, biological process: negative regulation of epidermal growth factor-activated receptor activity; cell surface receptor signaling pathway. Lineage: Eukaryota; Metazoa; Chordata; Actinopteri; Holocentriformes; Holocentridae. The coding region runs from base 446 to 3004 and encodes 852 amino acids. Gene Ontology annotation, cellular component: plasma membrane; membrane raft.